This is a messenger RNA of Alternaria rosae, 1413 nucleotides long. RefSeq lists its product as uncharacterized. The transcript has 2 exons. Gene Ontology annotation, cellular component: mannan polymerase complex. Gene Ontology annotation, biological process: protein N-linked glycosylation. Bases 144 to 1106 code for a protein of 320 amino acids. NCBI's taxonomy places the organism in Eukaryota, Fungi, Ascomycota, Dothideomycetes, Pleosporales, Pleosporaceae. Gene Ontology annotation, molecular function: alpha-1,6-mannosyltransferase activity. The record is from RefSeq and is a predicted model, not a curated record.
AGGCACCGGAUAUCCGCGCCGCAUGGGUAUCGGUCUUAUAUGCAUUAUCGUUCGGUGAGCCCGCCACCGAGGAGACAGACAAACGCUUCGUGAUUUCCACGCUUUCUUUCACCCCUUCCCAGUCCUUCGUUCAAUCUCCCACUAUGUUAUCGCGAUCGUUGCCACUAUCCAAAUUUUUCAACUACCACACAUUAAUCGCACUAUGUUUGGUGGCGUUAGGAUACCAUUUCUUUUCCAUUCAAGAGCGCUUCAUCGCCCGUGCGCCGGGAGCGUCCGCCGUCAAGCAACAUAGCGGCUUCCCCAAACUUAUCUGGUAUAAGCUGGGCCCCAACGGUCUGUCCGACGAUACACGAAACUGGACCGACAGCUGCAUCAAGAACAACCCGGAUUAUACAGCACAGUUCUUAACGGACGAAAGCAGCGAUGCCUACGUUCGCACAACUUUCGCAGAGUCCCGCCCCGACAUCGUCGACGCCUACCUCGCGCUACCCGUCCCUAUCUACAAAGCCGACUUCCUUCGAUACCUAUUGCUUUGGGACCAAGGAGGGAUAUGGUCGGACCUAGAUGUCUCUUGCGAAGAAGGUGUACAUAUCGAUGAGUGGGUGCCUGCGGAAUACCGCGACGAGGCUGCGCUAGUGGUGGGGUGGGAGUUCGAUCAAGGUUGGCCUGGCGAAUAUGUCCGCCAGUUUGCUAGCUGGACUAUAAUGGCUAAACCGCGGACGGCGCAUAUGAUGCAGGUCAUCGAUGACAUCCUCCAGACUCUGAAAGACAAGACAGCUGAGCACCACAUCUCGGUCGAGAACGCUACAUUAGACAUCAUGGGAGACGUCGUCGACUUCACCGGCCCACGACGCUUAACGCGCAGCGUAUACACAAGCUUGGGGAACAUGCUCAACAGAACCGUUGAUGCGCGCGAUAUGAUGGAGCUGGUACAGCCGAAGCUGAUCGAGGACGUCCUGGUCAUGCCGGGCCGUUCAUUCGCGGCGUCUGCCAACAAAUACAAACCGGAGGAAGAGGAACACCUACCACCUCAACUGGUGACCCAUCAUUACGCUGGUACUUGGAAGAACAAGGACGGAGGUGAACGGUUGAUGCCGAAGAUAUGACGAAUGUUGAAGAACAAUCAUAAUCUACCAGCUGCCCGUGACUUCGAGGCCUCGGCAGGAGGUUGGAAUAUAAAAAUAGUGGCGCUCGGCUAUCUGCCUGACACUUCGCUAGACGUGGCGCGGUAACGUUUCAACGGGUGAUGAUGGGUCUCUACGACUACAGCGAUUUCAAGGGACGGUCCCUUUCUUUGCUUUGCUCAGCCAAACAUCUUGCAGCCCCGGAACCCGCUUUCAUGCGACUCCUAUCCUGAUACCCAACGCCCAUUGGUUUAGCUUCUAUCAUCACGGCUGCACUGGGCCAUCCCUU